AUGGAUAACGAAACUCGUUCAGAUUUAAAUGACAUUAUUAUUGAAGCAAUAGAAGUCUUCAUUAAUCACAUCCUUUAUACACGAGAUGUAUAUCCAUCACAGAUCUUUAAGAAACGACGGAUAUAUAAUACACCGGUGUUGGCAUCAAUUUAUCCACCACUAAACACAUAUUUAUACAAGGUAUUGCGAACAAUAAGAGAACUCUUAAAGACCGGCGAACUGGAUGGUGUAGAAGUAGUGCUAUACAAAGAUGAUGUUGAGACCUAUGAAAGAUAUAGAUUCCAAAUAAAGCCAUUAACCGAGCGUAUAUCUGUGGAGGAUGAAUUUCUAAUGGAUAUGGAAGAACAACUUAGAGCUUGCUUAUAUUCUCUUGCCGAAAGAGUCAAAACACUGGAGAAAUUACCAGCGGAUUGUAAAUUUAAAGUAUUGAUUUAUACCAAUCAAGUUGGCUUUGUUCGACUUUCACAUAAUCCUCAUUAUCAGGAUUUCCCAUGGCUACGCAGCGAUUUGAAAUGUUCUAAUUCUAAACAGGAAAUUUCAUUGUUACCGCUUACAUCUUUAAGGACAAUAGGUCUACUGUUAACAGCAGAAAUAUCUUGAAAUAA
This is a messenger RNA of Musca vetustissima, 605 nucleotides long. RefSeq names its product DNA polymerase zeta subunit 2 (gene PolZ2). The coding region runs from base 1 to 600 and encodes 199 amino acids. The record is from RefSeq and is a predicted model, not a curated record. The transcript is spliced from 3 exons. Lineage: Eukaryota; Metazoa; Arthropoda; Insecta; Diptera; Muscidae. Gene Ontology annotation, cellular component: zeta DNA polymerase complex.